Thelazia callipaeda (thelaziosis nematode) is the source of this 204-nucleotide messenger RNA. The record is from the annotation of a GenBank genome assembly. NCBI's taxonomy places the organism in Eukaryota, Metazoa, Nematoda, Chromadorea, Rhabditida, Thelaziidae.
AUGUUCAAGCUUGUUCGGACUAUUUUAUGUGAUUGCGUGGAUCGAGCACCACCUAACAAACCUUCAUCAUGUCCAGCACUUAAACAUCUUUGCAAAGACCCUUUGUACGAACAAUUAAUGUCCACUGAAUGCCCUAAAACUUGUGGAAAAUGCCCCACUCCGACUCAUCAAAUCAGUGACUUUAUUAAAUUAGGCACACAAUGA